AUGAUCCAGUGGGGAGUCAUAUUACUGAGUGUGACAUUAUCAUGGAGGCUACAAACAGCAUCAUCCCAAACCCAUGAAGUGGUGUGUCCUGGUACGCAGAACGGACUGAGCUCCACAGGUUCUCAGGAGAUUCAGUACAACCUAAUAAAGGACCGGUAUGAUGGCUGUGAGAUUGUCAUGGGAAACCUGGAGAUCACUCAGAUUGAGAGUUGCUGGGACUUCUCCUUCCUCAAGGCAAUCCGCGAGGUGACUGGCUAUGUCCUCAUUGCCAUGAACCACUUCCAGGAGAUUCCUCUGGGGCAACUACGGGUCAUCAGAGGAAACAGCCUUUAUGAGAGACGCUUUGCUCUCUCGGUCUUCUUCAACUACCCCAAGGUCGGAUCCAACGGCCUGCGGCAGCUGGGCCUCGCAAAUCUGACAGAGAUUCUGGAGGGAGGAGUGCAGAUUAUCAACAACAAGUACCUGAGUUAUGGCCCCUGGAUCUUCUGGCGAGAUAUCAUCAGGGACAAUAGUGCUCCAAUUGACAUCCAGUACAAUGGAGAGAGAGGCCCAUGCCACAAAUCUUGUGGAGAUUACUGCUGGGGGCCAAAUGAGGACCAAUGUCAGAUCUUGACUAAGACGGUGUGCGCUCCACAGUGUAAUGGUCGCUGUUUUGGGACCAGCCCCAGGGACUGCUGUCACAUAGAAUGUGCAGCGGGAUGUAAAGGCCCUCUGGAUGUGGAUUGUUUUGCAUGUCGUCAUUUCAACGACUCUGGAGCCUGUGUGCCCCAGUGUCCCCAGACUUUGAUUUAUAACAAGCAGACGUUUCAAAUGGAGACCAACCCUAAUGCCAAAUAUCAGUACGGAUCCAUCUGUGUCUCCCAGUGUCCCACACAUUUCGUGGUGGAUGGUAGCUCCUGUGUGAGCGUUUGUCCACCAGACAAGAUGGAGGUGGAGAGAGACAGCCAGAAGCAGUGUGAGCUCUGCAGUGGACUCUGCCCAAAAGUGUGUGAAGGCACUGGCGCUGAGCAUAGACAGACGGUGGACUCCAGCAACAUCGACAGCUUCAUCAACUGCACCAAGAUCCAGGGCAGCCUUGACUUCCUGGUCACUGGGAUUCUUGGAGAUGACUUUAAAAACAUCCCGCCCCUGGAUGCCAAAAAGCUGGAAGUGUUUCGCACCGUCAGAGAAAUAACAGAUAUCCUAAACAUCCAGUCGUGGCCCAAAGAACUGAAUGAUCUGUCUGUAUUUUCGAGUCUUACAACCAUUCAAGGGAGGUCUCUCUACAAGCGUUUUUCUCUGAUGGUGAUGCAUAUCCACACUCUUACCUCACUGGGCCUGCGCUCUCUCCGGGAGAUCAGUGAUGGCAGUGUGUACAUCAGUCAGAAUGCCGACCUCUGUUACCACCACACGGUAAACUGGUUGAAGUUGUUCAGGGGCGGCAGAAUUCAAAUCAACAUCUUCAAUAGCAACAGGCCGCUGGAGGAGUGUGUUGCAGAGGGCCAUGUGUGUGACCAGCUGUGUUCAGACUCAGGUUGCUGGGGCCCGGGGCCCGACCAGUGUCUCUCCUGUAGGAACUACAGCCGCGACGGCACAUGUGUGGGCAGCUGUAAUUUCCACACUGGAGCUCCAAGGGAAUUUGCAGGACCUGAUGGCGAGUGUGUUGCCUGUCAUCAAGAGUGCAAGCCUCAGACUGGGACCACCAGCUGUACUGCACCGGGUGCAAACAAGUGUAUUGCAUGCGCCAACCUUCGAGACGGUCCUUACUGCAUGUCCUCUUGUCCCACUGGGGUAAAUGAUGGACAGAGAGGACUGAUCUUCAAAUACCCCAACAGGGAAGGUCACUGUGAACCAUGUCACCUUAACUGCACACAGGGAUGCUCAGGCCCAGGAUUAAAUGAUUGUUUAGAGGCCGCUAGACUUGCAGUUAGCAGUGGUCAGAUCACAGGCAUAGCUUUAGGUGUACCGGCUGGCUUGAUAUUAUGCCUGGUGUUGUUUUUCCUGGGCGUGCUGUACCGCAGAGGCUUGGCCAUCCGCCGCAAGAGAGCCAUGAGGCGGUACCUGGAGAGCGGAGAGAGCUUUGAGCCACUUGGUCCCGGAGAGAAAGGCACCAAGGUUCAUGCCCGCAUCCUGAGGCCUUCAGAGCUGAAAAAAAUCAAAGCUCUUGGCUUGGGAGUUUUUGGCACAGUGCACAAGGGUGUUUGGACUCCGGAGAGAGAGACUGUGAAGAUCCCUGUGGCCAUUAAAACCAUUCAGGAUAGCUCAGGCCGACAGACCUUCACUGAGAUCACUGAUCAUAUGCUGUCCAUGGGCAGCCUGGACCAUCCCUACAUCGUUAGGCUGCUGGGCAUCUGUCCAGGUCCCAGUCUGCAACUGGUGACCCAGCUUAGUUCACAGGGCUCCUUACUGGAGCACAUCAGGCAUCACAAGAACAGCCUGGACCCCCAGCGCCUGCUCAACUGGUGUGUGCAGAUUGCGAAAGGUAUGUACUAUCUGGAGGAGCACUGCAUGGUCCAUAGGAACCUGGCUGCCCGUAACAUCCUACUAAAGAACGACUACCAGGUCCAGAUUUCUGACUACGGUGUCGCAGACCUCCUUUAUCCCGAUGACAAGAAAUACGUCUACACUGACACCAAGACACCAAUAAAAUGGAUGUCACUGGAAAGCAUCCUGUUUCGAAGAUACACCCAUCAAAGUGACGUUUGGAGUUAUGGGGUGACAGUGUGGGAGAUGAUGUCAUUCGGGGCAGAGCCGUAUGCAUCUGUGCAGCCGCAGGAGGUGCCGAGUCUGCUGGAGAAGGGCGAACGACUGUCACAGCCCCACAUCUGUACCAUAGACGUCUACAUGGUCAUGGUUAAAUGCUGGAUGAUUGAUGAAAAUAUAAGGCCGACCUUCAAAGAGCUGGCCAGUGACUUUACUCGCAUGGCAAGAGACCCACCCAGAUAUCUUGUCAUCAAGUCGGAGGGGGGAGAAGCCACCUCAGUCGAGAUCCAUCGAAGAGAAUCAGAGCGAGGGCUUCUGCAGGCAGAUUUGGAAGACCAACACGAGGAAGGACUGGAGGAUGGUUUUACUACUCCUCCUCUCCAACACUCUCCAUCUUGGAGUCUGUCUCGUUCACGGAUUAAUUCUUACAGGAGUGGUUCCUCUCAGGCUGGACCCAUUGGAUACCUGCCAAUGAACCCCAGCCCUGUGGACAGUAUCCGCCAGCUGUGGCUUCAGAGGUCUCGACUGAGCUCGGUGCGGACGCUGCCCGAGAGGUCAGAGUUGAGGGGGAGUGGCAGAGAGGCAGAGCUGCAUGAGGAGGGUUCACGGACUGGGAGUCUCCACAGGGCCAGGUUUGGCUCUGAGAGGGGUACUCCUCGUAUUUCCAUUAGCCGGCAAAGGAAGCUCUCAUCAGCAUCAAGUCCAUCCUCGUAUAAAGUGUGGACUGCAGAGGAAGAGGAGGAGGUGGACCACUAUGGCUAUGUCCUGGCUGGGUCACCUGUUACUCCACAGAGAGUCUGCGGCGUGUCUCAUUCUGGGCGAAGAAACUCAAGACUCAAGAAUAAUCUGUCUCUUGUGGUGAUAAAUCCCUCCCAGGAGUAUGAAAUCAUGAGCAAAAAGUCUGGUGCUCCUCUUUGCUCGAACAGCGGCGCCUUAUCACAGGCAGAUGCCACCACAGUGGCGGUUUGUUGUAAAACCUCACCCUCACCCUCACCAACCCUCAUGGCUCGUUUAUCUGUAGAGGACACAGCCCAUGUAGAAACUCUAACACCAAUAACAGCUGUAAGGAUUAAGCAAGAAGAUGAGGAUUGUGAAGGAGGCGUUGCAGAGCAAAGAGACUCCACAGAGAAACAUCAGCUCACUGGAGACUCUGAUAGUGGGAUCAGAGCUGUGGACGACCAAGGAGAGGCAGCUGAAGGGGUAGGCAGGUAUGAAUACAUGGAUAUCAGGCGAUCCAACUCUAUCGAGGGAGAGGAUCCAGCCGGGGAGAGAUGUGGGAGGCAAACAUCCUCAAAGAGUGCAACAAAAAUAGAGGAAACAGACCAAAUAAUGGAGGUGUUGAAAAAAGAGCUUGAAGAGAAAGAGGAAAAGAACCACAACAUAAAUAAACAACCUGCACUUCAGGGGAAUAUGAGCGGCAUAGUCAUGCCUAGGCCAGAUGUGCUCACAGCAGGGGGUGAAGCGGUGGAGGAGUACGAGGAGAUGACCAGAUUUGGAGUGUUGCCCAGUGGGUGGGAGCAGCCAGACUACCAGAACCUCCCAUUGAAGGGGAGGGCUGCUUCUGAGGAGAUGGGCGGUGACAGGUGUGCAGGGAUUGGGGGAUACAUCAAGGUGUUGGCUGGCAUGGGGGAGCCUGGCAACAACACAUCAUUUGACAACCCAGACUACUGGCACAGCAGACUGUUCCUCAAGCCAGAUGCUGUUCGCACCUAAUAAUGUGAACUGGGACCGAGACAUAG
This is a messenger RNA of Anoplopoma fimbria (sablefish), 4421 nucleotides long. It is a transcript of the gene erbb3b, whose product is annotated as erb-b2 receptor tyrosine kinase 3b. NCBI's taxonomy places the organism in Eukaryota, Metazoa, Chordata, Actinopteri, Perciformes, Anoplopomatidae. Gene Ontology annotation, molecular function: ATP binding; neuregulin binding; neuregulin receptor activity. Gene Ontology annotation, cellular component: signaling receptor complex; basal plasma membrane. The record is from RefSeq and is a predicted model, not a curated record. Gene Ontology annotation, biological process: positive regulation of kinase activity; cell surface receptor protein tyrosine kinase signaling pathway; positive regulation of cell population proliferation. The transcript is spliced from 28 exons. Bases 1 to 4395 code for a protein of 1464 amino acids.